Zootermopsis nevadensis is the source of this 1370-nucleotide messenger RNA. The record is from RefSeq and is a predicted model, not a curated record. Lineage: Eukaryota; Metazoa; Arthropoda; Insecta; Blattodea; Termopsidae.
AUACAGUCUAUUCAAAUUAAACAACCAUAAAGUUUGCACCCUUCUUUCAAAGCUGCAGUUUUUUUACAUGUGUGAAAAAUGUGAUUAUCUACUACUGGGGAAACAAAUGGGUUUGUUUCACAAUACAGUGAUUCUUUUUUUGUUAAUCUGCGGUGUUAGUUUGACAGUUUUCUUGAGUUUAUUAUUCGACAGUACCACAUUUCCAUUACCAAAACUCCAGAAACCACUUCCAGUAGCUGAUAAUGAAUUGUUUCCAACAAGUAUGGAGUUGCUGGACCUACCACAUUUCCAGUACAUCAUAAAUAAUGAUGUCUGCUUGUCCACCACUACCAUUUUUGCUAUACUUAUAAUUACCUCACAUGCUGGUGACAUUGAGGCUCGUAGUGCAGUGAGACGUGCUUACCCUGCAGAUGAACUGAAACGGUUGGGUAUAUAUCGUGUUUUUCUCCUAGCUGUUUCUAAUCCUAAACAUGACAUUCGAUAUAAUUCAGUGUCUCAGAAUGCUUUAGUGGAUGAAAAUCGUCGAUAUUCUGAUUUGGUCCAAGGAAACUUCAAUGAAGCCUACCGUAAUUUAACAUACAAACAUAUGAUGGGUCUUCAGUGGGUAACAAUGUACUGCCAGCAAGCUCAGUAUGUCAUCAAAAUAGAUGAUGAUAUUGUUGUUGACUUGUACAGACUUCUAAGUAUAAUGAAUUCAAUUGUACGUGAUCAAAGGCCAUUGUUAAUGGGUUACCUAUUAAAAGGAAUUCGGCCAAUUCGGGAACAUGCAAGUAAGUGGUUUGUUACACAAUCAGAAUUUCCUGGGCCAACGUAUCCACCAUUCCUCUCUGGUUGGUUGUAUAUAACAACACCAAAAGAUUCGAAGACCUUGGUCGAAGCCUCAAAAACUGUCCGUUACUUCUGGAUCGAUGACACGUAUGUCACGGGACUUCUAGCGCAAGUUGUGGGUAUCUCUCACCAGGAUAUACAUCAAUAUUUUACUUUACAUCCCGAAUACCUAGAAUGCUGCAUCCAAGAUGAGAUCCAUCUGUGUGAUUACAUAGUUGGACCCAGUGGUGGUGACCACGUAUUAUUACUAAAUUUCCAGAGGCACGCGGUUAGCUGUCAAGAACGAAAGUGUCUCCAGAGAUCAUCACACAGAGCUCUCAACAGAACAUGUGUUGCUAAAAGAAAAAUUUCAUCGUUAAGACAGGGUCACGGUGAAGUCAAACCAGUGCGUAUCUUCUGAUUCAGUCGAUCUGAACGCGCUUAUGUUAAAUGCGAGGGGUGAGAAUCAAAAACAUUUUAUCUGGCCAUGUACGAUUACAUUUUUGACCAGAAUGGAAGCAAAUCCAACACUGGAAAAUAUAUAGUAUACCAUAGUAACUAAA